Messenger RNA from Phytomonas sp. EM1, 1251 nucleotides. Lineage: Eukaryota; Euglenozoa; Kinetoplastea; Trypanosomatida; Trypanosomatidae. The record is from the annotation of a GenBank genome assembly.
AUGCUAUCAAGUUCAAGGUUUAUAUUGUUUGCCCAACGUACUAUUGUACUUAAGGCCAAGAAUGUCUCCGAAGCGUUUGAGCGGUACACUGAAAUUGAAAACACCAACGCUAACCGAAUUAGGACUCUGAAGGAAGCUGGAUUAUUCAAUGAUGAAUGGAUCGCAACAGAAAAGGUGCAUGGCGCCAAUUUUGGUAUUUACUCCUUGGACAGCGGGAAGACCGUUUGCUAUGCGAAACGAAGUGGUAUCAUGUCGCCAAACGAACACUUCUUUGGCUACCACGUCCUCAUACCGGAUUUGAAGCGGUACGCCGGUGAGGUACGCGCGCUUCUCUCGCAAAAGUUAGGCUACUCCCCCAACGCCGUGCUCCUGAAUGGGGAGCUAUUUGGCGGCAAAUAUGAUCACCCCAACGUUCCCAAGAUUCGGAAAACGGUCAUGGUCGGAGGGCGGUCUCGCACGAUUAGCGCGGUCCAGACGGACACUUUCCCCCAAUACAGCCCCGACCUUCACUUCUAUGCCUUUGAUUUAAAGUACAAAGAGGCCGAUUCGGGCGACUACCGCACCCUCACCUACGACGAAGGGUUGGAGAUUUUCGAGAAGGUUCCGGGGCUGCUCUACGCGCGGGCUAUUAUCCGCGGCCCGAUGUCGAAGGUCGCCGCCUUUGAUGUGGAGAACUUCCAGACGACCAUCCCCCCACAGGUUGGGAUGGGGAACUUUCCGUUAAAAGGAAACUGGGCGGAAGGGCUGGUGGUGAAGCACAGCAAGCGUGGGAUGCCGGGGUUCGACCCGAAGGGGCUCACCAUUCUCAAGUUCAAGUGCACCGCUUUCCAGGAAAUCUCAAUCGACCCUCGGCAGGGCCCUCGUGUGGAUGAGAUGGAGGGCAUCCGGGAGGCUUCCAUCGCCACUUCGGGCGUGCAGCUGCCCGAGAUCGAGAGUGUUAUUCGCGAUCCGGAGCUGCUAGAGGCGUCUAAGCACCUCCUCAAUCAUAUCUGCACGAAUCGGCUGAACAACGUGGUUUCGAAGGUUGGCACGGAUCCAUUUGAAACGGGUUCGAUGACGCCGAAUGACCUUGCCACGCUUUUGGCGGAGGACGCGCUGAAGGAUUUUUUGAAGGAAGCGAGCCCCAACGUGGUGGCGGCCCCCAUUAUUACCCGUAGAGAUAUGACCAAAUACGUUGUGUUUGAGGCCAGAAAAUUUGUUCACACGUCGUGGAAGGAGAUUAUCUCGCGGCAAAAAGAGCUAGAGGGAUAG